AUGUCAAGUAAUGUGUCAGGCAAAUGUCCUCUGUGUCUUAAACCGGUUCUAGUCAGAAACUUUAAACGUCAUUGUAACAGUUUUCAUACCAGUAUUGAUACUGAUCAAAAAUUUCAAAAGCAAAUAUGCAAAUUAAAAGAAAAUAUUAUCAAAAAUAAUAACAAUGAGAACAUUUUACGGCAAACAGCAACAAAUGAUCUUCCAAUUCAGCGGUCAACAUCAAAUGAAUUUUCACCACCACCAUCAAAACGUGUACGAAGAGAAUCAGCAAAUGAAAUAGAAAAUAUAUCAUCGAUUUACGGUACUGAAAGUAUUUUAAAUACAACUAACAACAAAGAAAUAUUAAACUGUUCAGAAAGUGAUACGAUGAAAGAUUUUGGAUAUGUUACGCAUAUUAAUAAAAUCGAAUUAAGUGAUAUUAAAAAUAAAAUUUGUGCUGAACUUCAGUAUAUCAUAAAACAAACACAACUUACUUCCAGAUUUCUCGAUUUAUCAGUUAAUCCAAACAUUAGUACAAAACAUUUUGUAAUUGAAACAAGUACAUAUUUAACAGCACUGAGAGAAUCGAUUACCGAUUUAUUACUUAAAUGUGAUCAGACGCUUGAACAAAUACCAUCAUCAUUACAGACAACAACUGAGAUGAUAAAGUCAUCAGAAAUAUCCGUAUGUCGUGAUCCGUCAACAAGAAAAAUUCAUAAUGAAGUGGAAGACAUAGAGAAUACUGUGUUUAUUCAUACGAGAUCAGAUUAUUCUGAGUGCGAGUAUGAUAGCAUAAAAGAAUAA
This is a messenger RNA of Didymodactylos carnosus, 783 nucleotides long. NCBI's taxonomy places the organism in Eukaryota, Metazoa, Rotifera, Eurotatoria, Philodinida, Philodinidae. The record is from the annotation of a GenBank genome assembly.